Molecule: messenger RNA, 1246 nt
Organism: Trichogramma pretiosum
Lineage: Eukaryota; Metazoa; Arthropoda; Insecta; Hymenoptera; Trichogrammatidae
Gene: Osi24
Exons: 5
Coding region: 1-1197 (398 amino acids)
Source: RefSeq, a predicted model, not a curated record
AUGGAGGAGAAGAAGAAACGGAGCGACGAAGACGCCAAGUGCAACGACAGCGACAAGAGAUUCUCAGUGAAGUGUAUCAAGUUUAAAAUCGAAAGUUUCGUGAGGACAGCUUCGGCUCAGGACGUUUACAACGUCAGCGAGUCAGUGCAGAUAGUGAAGAAGAAGGAGGCCACUGCAUCGUCGUCGUCGCUGUUAGACGCGCUGCGUAGGUUUGCCAAUAGCCAUGUGCUCAAGAUCAAGCUCUCGGACGCGAACGAGCUCGCACCGAGAAUGUUCUUCGGCUCUCCCGCACUGGGACAGAAUACAUUUUUAACGGGCUUCGGGCUUGGUUUUCUAGCGUUCGGCAUCAAGAAGCUGCUGCUGCCCCUGUUCAUCGGCGUGCAGAUAGUCAAGAGCAUACUCAUCGCCCUGUUCCUGCCCAGCAUCAUUGGCAGCCUCGGCAAGAUCGUCGGAAAAAGUGUAACCUCGUUCGCGCAGUCGUCGCACAGUCCCGGCCUGGGUGGCGCCGGCGGCCAGCCCCAGUACGACGAUCAGAACUACGAGUUCAAGGACCAGGCCGACGCCGCCGCCACGGCCUACGGCGAGGACUACAUGGCCCGACAGCCACUGGGUACUCUGCCGGCCUCGGCCAUGUACGACGAGAGCAUGCUGCAGCAGACGACCAAGUCGCCGGCGGAGAUCGCCUCGAGAUUCGCCUACGUCGGCAUGAACGACCAGUCGUACUCGCGGAUCCAGGCGCAGAGGUAUCAGCAGGCCAAGAGACAAGAUUACAAGGUAUUCCAAGAGAUCCCGACGAGCUCGCUGAUGCUGACCAACUACGAUCCGUUCUACUCGCCGCUGCUGUCGCGCCUCGACGCCGUCUUCAGUCGGCUCGGCCACGACACCGAGGGCUGCCGCGAGUACGCCGUGUGCGCCAUGUAUCGCAGCCCGGCGCGCUACGCGCCCUACUCCAAUCUGGUCUCGGCCCAGCUGUCGCGCGAGCUCAACGAGCUGCGCAAGCCCAGCGGCGACAAUCCCGACGUGCUGCGCUUCUUCCGCUACAUGAAGGCCGCCAAGGACGGCCAGGACGGGGUGGCCUGCGAGGCCGCCUACGCCGACUGCGACGAGGCCAAGGGCGACCAGACGAUAAGGCAGAAUCAGGCGAUGCUGGCCACUUAUCAGGACAUAGACAAGCUCGUGCACGCGCGAAAGCUUUAGUAGUUGGAAGUAGCAGUAGUUGUAGAGAUUCGUUGAGCAGAGAGAGUGA